AUAAUAAUAAAAUUUUAUCUGAAGAAGCCCACAGUGACGAGAGGAGGAAAAUCGUAAAUUUGAGGAAGCUUGGAAUCGUUUGUUUGCUCUGGAGAAUGUGGUGUUCCGAUUGGGGAGACAGCCAUGGCUUCGAUUUUUUCGAUUUCGAGGAUUACAAGGAUCACUAUAAAGUUCUGGAAUUGAACUGUGACGCUUCUGAUGAUGAGAUUCGUUCCAGCUUUAUCCGUCUUGCUCUGAAAUGGCAUCCGGACAAAUUUAAAGAAGAGGAUUCUGCUACGUCUAGGUUUCAAGAAAUCAACGAGGCUUAUCAAGUGUUGAGCGACCCAAUUGCAAGGCAGGAGUACGAUAAGAAAAGGAUGCGUCGUAUCUAUGAGCACAACACGGAACUAUUGAAUGAGUACAAGGAGCUCAUAUUGACUUGCAAUGGCCUUGGGGUGAAGCAUUAUCUUUGGUAAUUGCUUAACUAAGAUUAGGUGAUAUGUAUAGAUUAUACGAUGAAUUAGCAUAUUUAGCAGGGUUGAGUUUAGGAACAUCAGCAUUUAAGCAGGGUUAUGUUUUGAGAGCAUCAAUUAGAACGAAUCAGGUUUUAGUUUCUCUGCUUCCACAAAAAACAUUUUGUCGUCUCCUUAGCAACCAUUAUAUCAGUUUUCAACUUUAUCUGAACAUUGAUGUCGAAGAUAAUCGGUUUCGUUUGCAUUACCAGAAAACUUCAUGUUGG
Messenger RNA from Arabidopsis thaliana (thale cress), 718 nucleotides. Its product is annotated as Chaperone DnaJ-domain superfamily protein. Lineage: Eukaryota; Viridiplantae; Streptophyta; Magnoliopsida; Brassicales; Brassicaceae. The transcript has 5 exons. The record is from RefSeq and is marked reviewed. The coding region runs from base 96 to 455 and encodes 119 amino acids.